Linepithema humile (Argentine ant) is the source of this 1558-nucleotide messenger RNA. RefSeq names its product putative gustatory receptor 28a. Gene Ontology annotation, biological process: sensory perception of taste; male courtship behavior; chemosensory behavior. Gene Ontology annotation, cellular component: membrane; dendrite; neuronal cell body. The record is from RefSeq and is a predicted model, not a curated record. NCBI's taxonomy places the organism in Eukaryota, Metazoa, Arthropoda, Insecta, Hymenoptera, Formicidae.
CUCGCAGUUUUGAACUUAAACUCGUCGAGGGAAGAUAGAACAGAAGACGAAUUUAAGAGCUACUUCAUAAAGAAGCACUCGCGACCAACGAUCGCAUCGACGCUCAUAUUCCGUCAAUAAUGUGAUGAAUAAUUUGUAGAUUGCAAUCUGUGGAUUUCGAUUGUUGUUCUCUAAUAACACUCCGCUGAUUAUGUUUCGUCCGUCGUCGAAGUUCCAAGAACGAGCCAAGAGCAAAGUGCGGAAAAGAUGGCGAUUAUUCCACGCCACGGACUUUCAAUCUCUGAUGCUUCCCUGCUUCAUCUUCUGCCGCAUCCUCGGAUUAUUCCCGUACAAGAUCAACGGCUCGAACUUCGAGACUUCCAGGCUGCGCUAUAUCCUGUCGUCCGUCAUUAUGGGCCUGUUCUGCGCUUAUGGAUUAUCGGUAUUAUACGAGAUAGACAUUAGCGGAAGAAUCGGAUUCGACGGUGUGCCCGGAUCUCUUCAGGCUCACUGCUACUUCUUGCUCGGCACUUUCAUAGCGAUCGUCACGUACAUUCUGAGCGGUGCGCGAAUGCGCUUGCUGCAGACCGUGAUGGAGAUCUCCGCGAGACUGCCGCCGGAGUCGUAUCAGAAGCUCUCCAGGAUCAUCCACACCAAAGACAUAAUUGGCUUUUCUUUCCUGCUCAGCCAAAUACCGAACUGCCGAUCUUACAACAUGUCCGACAUCCUUUAUAAAAUGUUCGCGAUGUACAUCACGCUGCUGGUAUUUCAGAUGGACAUGCUGUACAUGAAUUGCGUUUGCGUGCUGAAGGCUUGUUUCCAGAGGAUCAACCAUAAUCUGAUGAAUCUACGGGAACUCGUGGUGAACGACGAGCCGCAUCUCCUCAGGCGGAUCUAUCACGAGCAAAGAAAUCCGUUUCUACUGAUGGAGCUGAAGGCGCUGAAAAAACGGCAUCUGAUGGUCAGCGACACGGUGCAGAUGCUAAACGUGAUCUUCAGUUUGCAGCUCCUCGCCACCAUCGUCAUGACCUUCGCCGAAGUCACUUUCAGUCUGUACUUCUACAUAGCGCAGAUGCGCGAAAAGAUACCCUUGAUCAACCUAGACAAGCAGAUCUGGUACGCGUACUACAUCACGUCCAUAACGUAUUAUUCUAUAAAAAUGGCAUUGAUAGUGUGGGCCUGCGAGACCGGCAAGGAUCAGGCCGUGGCAAUCGGCACCACCGUGCACGACGUGCUCAUCAGCACCAGCGACAAGCAGAUCAAAGACGAGUUGCAGCUGUUUUCUCUGCAAAUACUGCAUCGCGAAAACACGUUCUCCGCGAAGGGUCUUAAUGUGGACGCGACGCUUCUCACCGCGAUAGUGGGAAGCAUAACUACAUAUCUGUUAAUUUUAAUACAGUUCAUGGUCACGGCGCAUAUUUGCGAUGGAAAGUCAUCGAAUGUCACAGUUACUUGAAAUAAAAGAUGAUAAAUUAAUCGAAGGAAUGUUUUUUAAAUAUUGAAAAUAUUUUCUUUAUCAUUGUGAAUAAAACGUUCGAUAUUUUGAAUACGUACAAGGCCACUUGAAAACUAAUUAUGU